Molecule: messenger RNA, 381 nt
Organism: Gryllus bimaculatus (two-spotted cricket)
Lineage: Eukaryota; Metazoa; Arthropoda; Insecta; Orthoptera; Gryllidae
Source: the annotation of a GenBank genome assembly
AUGAUCCCCAGAGGCUGCCUGCACUGCGCCAUCGACGGCCGCCGCAGUCUGCUCCAUAAGCCGCGUCUCGAGCGAUUGCCAAAUGGUCUCGACAAUCGCAAGAUAAUCGCGCCACGCCCACCCAUCGAGAGACAACUGCCUGCGCGGCCGCGCUACUUCGAUCAAUCGUUGGCUUUGAAAAACGAACUCGACAGGCGGCUGUUUACGGGAGGCGCGUUCGUCAAAAAAGAAGAUCGGUCUCCGCAAAUAUUUCCUUUGCAUUCGGGCACGUCGGCGUCGGGUGAGUUGACUUUUGAAACAUUGAGUACCUUCGAUCACCUCAGGCACCUCGGGCACCAGAAACUAGCACCGCCCACUGCGCUGAUUCGCAAUCUUAACUAA